UGCAAGUUUUCAGUCAAUGAUAAGGAUUAAUAUCAUCGCUUUGCAAUCACAGAUGCAAGUUCUUCAGGAACGAAACAAAGGUAUUCUGAAAAUGAUGAACAAGGCAAAGAAGGAUGCCGUGGAGAAAUACAAAGCUCGCAAGCUGCAGCUUGAGAUCGAAGAGAAGACAGCUCUUGAGCGGCUGAGCAGAGAGCAGAGCCGUAUAGCGUCUAUGAAUGAUAGCAGAUCCCUCAAGCUGGAGAAGAAAAUGAAGGAGCUUGAGGACUUCUUGAAAGAGCUGAAUACCCUGUCAAUAGACAAAGCCUGCAUGUUUAUAAAGAGAUUUCAUUUAGUUGUGGACAAAAUGAAUACAUUAGCUGAACUUUUAGACGAUUCAAAAAUUGAGAAGAUGAUAGAAUUCCCCAUGGACCCAUCAGAAUUUCAGAGGAAUCGCAGAGAGAUGGUCAGACUCUAUGGACAUUCACCUACUCUGGAUCCGACCACAGCACAUCCUUCCCUCUUUCUAUUUGAUAAUAACACCACUGUGUUGGGAUCUUUUGAUGCACAGCGAUAUCCAGAGAGUGAGCAGAGAUUUGAUGCCAAGGAGCAGAUCCUCGGCACUCAAGGAGUCAGUUACGGCCGCUCUUAUUGGGAGGUGAAGGCUGAGAAAACGGUAGGAUGGAAGAUUGGAGUCUGUUACGUCAACAUGAGCCGGAAAGGGCGGGGUAAUGAAUGCUCGCUGGGACAGAAUGAUAAAUCCUGGUGUGUUCAGUCAGGACCAUUCUCAUUUAUAGCCAUGCAUGAUCGCAACAAAGUUAAACUUAAUAAGAUUACAGGGCAGUCCAUCACAGUGGGGUGUUUGUGGAUCUUGAUUAUGGAGUAAUCUGCUUUUACAAUGUGUCAGACGGCGCACUAAUGCUUUUGCACACUUUCAGGCACACGUUCACUCAACCUCUCUAUCCAGCAUUGGAGAUUACUAAAAAACAGUUUUGACCAUGCUGUCGAUGGAGCAUUGCUAACAUUGUACAAUACUUUCACCUCAGGAAUCACUCCAUUUAGUUGCGUUGCUUCAUCUUCUGUGAGGUCCCACAAACCCUAAGGUGACAUUUUUAACAAACUUUCCUCAUCAUCAUACUGCAUUCCAAUUGAAACAGCUCAGCUCAACAUUGAUUUCAAACAACUGUUUGUCUUGGUAAUUUUAUAGCAAUUUCAGUAAAAUUCCAGUUUUAGUAAUUGCAUAUUAUCUUCCUGUUUUGCAUUGUGCCUGAAUCUUGAAACAAGGCAGAUGACCCUUGUUGCUUAUGCAGCUUGCAUGCUAGCAGAACAGUGCAUGCAAGCAGAGGGGUCAGCCUGCACCAAUGCAGCUGGGCUUGCAAAGCUCUACUUUCCUGCAAUAACAAAUUUGCUUCCUUGAGAUAUGGAAUGCAGUCCAUUUGUUGCACAUAAUAAUUUGGACUGGUACCUUCUCUUCUAUAUUGAACAGACCCCACUAGUAGCUCUAGGGAUAGCAGAUCCCAAAGUGAAUGUUACACGUCAUUCAUUGUAUAUCACUUCAGUUUUGCUUUAUAGUUGAAGGUCAAGGAAACUACAAGAUCUGCAUCACUGAUAGUCAAUCAACUAUUUCCUGUUUUACACUCUCAACUAAAAAACAAAAUCACUCCUGGUUGCCAUUUCCACUUCUGGUUUUGCAGAACCCAGUAUCUUCUGUUAUUUUGUGUUGGGAUUCUUAAGAGAGAAAAUAGGCAGUAAGUUUUAUUCUAAAGGAAAUGUCAAGGUGCUUUUCCUUUUUCGAGCUAAUGUAGAAUCUUAACCGACAAGUGGUGUGCAAUAACUCCUCCAAAGCAGAUGGCAAUUGGAUCCUUCAGUGAAGGGGAGAGAAAAUGGUGAAAGAAGGAGAAUGUUAAAGAAGUGGUUGCAAUGCCCGUCAGUCAGCAGAGUCAAUCCCACAAUGUUGUGCCAAACUAAUUAAAUUAGUAAUUAAACGCCUAACUAAACUAAUCUCUACUGCCUGCACAAUGUCCAUAUCCUUCCAUUCUCUGCACAUCAUGUGCCUAUUUAAGAGCCUUUCAAACACCUCUGUCAUAUUUGCCCCAUCAUCACCCCUUGUAGCACAUUCCAGGCACCCUCCACUCUCUUUGUAAAAAACUUGCCCUGUACAUCUCCUUUGAACUUAUCCCUUCUCGCAUUAAAUGCAUGUCCUCUGGUAUUUGAUUUUUCUGUCCUGGGAAAAAAAAUUCUACCCUAUCUAUGCCCCUCAUAAUUUUAUAAACUUCUAUCAGGUCUCCUCUCAGCUUCCGCCGCUCCAGAGAAAACAACCCAAGUUCGUCCAACCUCCUUAUAGCACAUGACCUCUUAUCUAGGCAGCACCCUCUCCAAAACCUCUACAUCCUCCCUGUUAUGAGUCGACCAGCAUUGAAUGCAAUACUCCAAAUGCAGCCUAACCUGAGUUUUAUAACUUCCUGACUUUUGAAUUCAAUGCCUUGACUAAUGAAGGCAAACAUGCCAUACAACUUCUUUACCACCCUAUCAACCUGUGUGACCACUUUCAGGGAGCUGUGGACUUGGACUGCAAGAUCCCUCUGUACAUCAACACAUUAUCUAUGUUUGGUUUGCCAUUAUCUAUGUACUGUCCUUUUACAUUUGAUUAAAGCUUUAAGUGGUAGGCAUAAAAAUUAAAAGAAGUCAUUCUGAGAAGACGGUCAACCACAAUCCAAACUGUCUGCAAAUGCCUUCAUGGUAUCAAUCUUACCUAAAGUCUCUGAAAAUCUGUGACAUGGACACCUAUAGCCUACAGACUUGAUGAGA
Messenger RNA from Pristis pectinata (smalltooth sawfish), 2784 nucleotides. RefSeq names its product E3 ubiquitin-protein ligase TRIM58-like. The coding region runs from base 17 to 862 and encodes 281 amino acids. The transcript is spliced from 5 exons. Lineage: Eukaryota; Metazoa; Chordata; Chondrichthyes; Rhinopristiformes; Pristidae. Gene Ontology annotation, molecular function: protein binding. The record is from RefSeq and is a predicted model, not a curated record.